This is a messenger RNA of Neltuma alba, 1020 nucleotides long. RefSeq names its product UDP-rhamnose/UDP-galactose transporter 4-like. The coding region runs from base 7 to 1020 and encodes 337 amino acids. NCBI's taxonomy places the organism in Eukaryota, Viridiplantae, Streptophyta, Magnoliopsida, Fabales, Fabaceae. The record is from RefSeq and is a predicted model, not a curated record. The transcript has 5 exons.
CUCAAUAUGUCUUCUGCAAGCAAGGGUGGUAGGAAAGCCGUCGUUGAUGCGGCGUCAUGGAUGUUCAAUGUGGUCACUUCUGUCGGAAUAAUCAUGGUCAAUAAAACCCUCAUGGCUACCCAUGGUUUUAGUUUUGCUACAACGUUAACCGGUCUGCAUUUUGCCACAACAACCUUGUUGACGACCGUCCUCAAGCGGCUGGGUUAUAUCCAGACCUCUCAUCUACCAUUAUCUGAUCUCAUCAAAUUUGUGCUGUUUUCCAAUCUAUCCAUCGUGGGAAUGAAUGUGAGUCUGAUGUGGAACUCCGUUGGAUUCUAUCAGAUAGCUAAGCUGAGUAUGAUCCCGGUAUCUUGUUUCCUGGAGGUUAUAUUGGACAAGGUGCGAUACUCGAGGGACACAAAGCUGAGCAUAGCAUUGGUUUUGUUGGGCGUUGCCGUUUGCACAGUCACCGAUGUAAGCGUGAAUGCCAGGGGCCUCUUAGCAGCUUCGGUCGCUGUUUGGAGCACCGCACUUCAGCAAUAUUAUGUGCAUUCUCUUCAGAAGAAACACUCUCUUGGAUCAUUGAACUUGUUAGGCCACACGGCACCGGCACAGGCAGCGAGUCUGCUUGCGUUAGGUCCUUUUCUGGACUACUGGCUGACCAACAAACGAGUUGAUGCUUAUGACUAUAGCGUGACACCCAUACUGUUGACCAUUGUGUCUUGCAGCAUCGCGGUUGGGACAAACCUGAGCCAGUUCAUCUGCAUUGGGAGGUUCACGGCUGUAUCAUUCCAGGUGAUAGGGCAUAUGAAGACGAUUCUGGUUCUGAUUUUGGGAUUCAGUUUGUUCGGAAGAGAGGGUCUAAGUGUGCAGGUGGUUUUGGGAAUGGUGGUGGCAAUAGUGGGAAUGAUAUGGUAUGGCGAUGCUUCUUCUAAACCAGGAGGAAAAGAGCAACCUAUCACCCUUUCCAGUGCUCCUGCGGCCAAAACACAGGAUUUCGCUGAGCUACCAGUCUCUUCUGAAUCCAAUCACAAGUUCUAG